This is a messenger RNA of Fusarium falciforme, 2895 nucleotides long. RefSeq lists its product as hypothetical. The transcript is spliced from 9 exons. Lineage: Eukaryota; Fungi; Ascomycota; Sordariomycetes; Hypocreales; Nectriaceae. The record is from RefSeq and is a predicted model, not a curated record. The coding region runs from base 142 to 2895 and encodes 917 amino acids.
GUACAAGCUCGUGCGUUCCGGCAUCCUCGUUCAACUGGCAGCGUAUUAGCUUCAUGCCAUCCGCGAGAGCUGUUCUGUGCUCUGACGCUUUUCUCUUCUCUCCUCUGGCAAACAAUUUUCCUUGUCUUUUCAUAUUUGACCAUGGCUCAUCUACAUGGAGGGCACUGGGACCCCAACGCUGCGGCCAAUUAUCAGCAACCUCCUCCUCCUGUCUCGUAUGAGGCCCACGGUGGUGCAUACACUCCUGGCAGUUUUGUCACUCCAUACCCAAAUCAGCCGUUCGCAUACCCUCAUCAACAACACGUAGCAACCCCUCAGAGUCCUCUCUCGGCCCAGCCCAGCGGCUAUCCAGCCUCACCGGUGCCGUUUGGCCAUCAACAAUCUUACAGACAGGUGCAAACCCAGAAUAGUAUGCAGUACCAGCAGCAACCCAUGGCCUAUAAUGGGAAGUGGCAGCAGCAACAAGGUGUCGUCUAUCAUCAAGGGACGCGCAAUGGACAGCAGGAUGGAACAAUGCAGCCCAAAUCCAUUGAACCCUUGUCCACCGCACCCUUGUCGCCCCUGAAUAGCUCAGAGGGAAACAAAAAAGCUGAGAAGGAGUUCCCCGUGAAGCUCAAGGGCUCAAUGCAUUUCUUUGAGCCCAGAUCGGUUUACCAAUGGGGAAAUCCCAUGUUGUACCAGAAACCUGGUUACAACUUUGCCGAUGGCGAAACCAAGAUGCAACAUCGUGACUAUGCCGGACGCGUCUCAUUCAAGACCCGGUCGGAUUGUUACCUUGAUCACAACGAUGGUUACCUUCUUGACAUGUGCGUUGCGGCUACCGAUGAUAUCUUUGAGGGACCAGGAACUUCCACUUGGAAGAGGACCUAUGUUCGCAAGGUCGCUCCCAUGAAGGUGCGAAUUGCAACCUGGGUCAUUGACUUUACCUAUGAUCCUCAGAGCUGGGAAGACUGGGGCAUCAUGAUCUUGAGAGCCCUUCCCGCGGCGAUUGCCAUGGCCCUUGUUUUCUGGGAUGGUAAAUCCAUAGUCACCAAGCGAAACCUUUGCUAUGCUCCAGUUCUGUACAAGUUCCAUGGCGACGCUAAGGUAUGGAGCAACUUGCUCGAGAAUCGCAAGGGCCUUUCCCUCAUGGCCCAGAACCUAGUCUAUCGCAUGCUGCGACCUCGAUAUUUAUGCUUUCUUCGUAAGCCGUUCUACGAUGAGAAUAGAGGAGUCGAUGUCCGCCACGUCGACGAGUGGGAGAACAGCGACGGUCACGAUGCGAACCUUGGCUAUCUGUUUGUCGCUUACUCGACUGAACACUUCAACCAUGGUUCUGAGCAGGAUAUGGUUGCGCUCCACCAUAUCGCCGAGACAGCAUGCCGAGCUGCAAAGCUGCCAGCAUACUGGAUCGCCUGCAGCUGCAUGCGUGACGAGAAUGAGUUGGAAUCAGAUGUCUAUCGCAUCUCUGACGUCCUCCGUGGAGCAAGCAGCAUGGUUAUAGCUGUCGGAAGGGGUAAGUCAGCGGUAUCAAAAGGCAAGGCCAACACCGAAUCUCUCCUCCGUGAAUGGGGUAGCCGAAUGUGGACACUCCCUGAGGUUCUUCUCAGCCCUGGUCGAACCAUCUCUAUCUAUACUCGCGGCGGCAACCUCCAGUCACCGUUAGUGGUCGCAAAGAACCAAUUCGCCGCUCAAGUCUGGACCUACAUGGAUCCGGAUGUCGCGCGCCACCUAAUUGACCACUACUUGGGAAGCAUUAGCCUGAGCCGACUGGAGCAGGCCGUGCUGGCCCUAAAGUGUUUGUACAGCCGGCAUACAACUGAGUAUCUUCCUGGUGAUCGCGCCUAUGCGCUCAUGGGUCUUCUAAGACUGCGACCCCAGGUCGACCGGACUGACACGGCCUUCCAGGCCUUCUCGAGACUAUCACUAGCCAAUGACUCUGAUAGACUGCUUGAGCGCUAUAUCUGCACCCUGCCGGCAGAUGAUAAUCAGCCAUGGUUUGACAUGGAGGACGCCUACCAGUCCUCACUCUGGGAUAUCACGCCCUAUUGCCAGGUUGCUGGCAUCGCAGAUAAUGACACCAUCAUUAUUGAUGGUGCUUGGGGUAUUUCAAUCCUUUGGGAGACCUUCUACCCCAUCUACUGGUCCACUGGUCCCUCCUGGAAGCGCUGGUUGGCCGGGCUUGCGGUCGAAUGGAACGGAGCCUUCUUCGUUUCUGCCACCGCUCUUCUUGCCAGCGGCACAUCAUCCACGCCGGAGAGCGCAACCUUGAUUGCCGUGGGCGUCAUAUUUCUUCUCUUGUUCCUUUGGGUCUGGUUGAUGACGCCAAACCUGGUGCGAGUCAUCUAUAGUGGUAAGUUCGCCGACACCCAAGCCGAGAUGUUUGGCUUCGAGGGCCAUCUCAACACUCCGACCAUUGAGAGAGCCAUCUUUGGUGGCAACUUUGGGCGAUUCUCCUGGAGCACUAACGGAAGCCCCCUGAGCCGAAGCGUCGUCAACGAGUUUGGUGAGCGGCUAGGCAUCGACCCUUGUAAGGACCCUGAGGUGAGAAUGAAGGUUGAGGCGGCCAAGCGGGCUCGUCCAGGUGACAAGAGAGUAAGUGGGCAAGACAAUCAUUUUGCUGUGUGUCGUUGGCUAACUAGUACUUCGAUCUUCACCCUCGUCGAUACCUACAGCAUGGAGUUGACGCUAUUUGAGGCCGUCAGACCACCUGUGACGCUUAUGUUCUGCGCCUCGGAGAGUGGCAUGCAGCGAGCUAUCGGAUGCUCUUAUGAGUGGGAGACAUCGACCAUGUACCGCGAGACGGUGCUGAGAAUGCCCACGACUGCUCUCAACCGCAUAGGUCGAGUUCCUCGGUUCCGGCUAGGUAUUAAGCGACCUGUUUAUGCUUCUGUUCCGUACAAUGGAGCUGUAUGA